Molecule: messenger RNA, 252 nt
Organism: Penicillium waksmanii
Lineage: Eukaryota; Fungi; Ascomycota; Eurotiomycetes; Eurotiales; Aspergillaceae
Exons: 2
Coding region: 1-252 (83 amino acids)
Source: RefSeq, a predicted model, not a curated record
AUGCCCUCCCCCAAAACCACCGAAGCAGCCCGUCUGCAAAACGACUUUGGCGCAGACUACUGGGUUCGCAAUCCGGACAAGGAACAUCGACGAUCCACUGCCGGUCGCGGCCUCUUCGCCGGACUCCAAGAUACCAAGCACUACAACGUCGACCACGGCUGGGCCCGACGCAAGUCUGAAGAUUCGCCCAGCCUGCUUGCUUCCAUUUUCAGCAGAUUUACUGGGGGAUCAUACCAACCGCCAUCGGAAUAA